AUGAUACCUUCUCUUGCCGGUGGCAUAACUGUAAACUACUUACCGCAGCAUAUUGUUCGCACGCAAGGGAUUGGACUAUUCAAUAUGUACAUCGAGUUUCUCAUACGGCGCGCACGAAGUCCUUUCAUUGUUAAAAUGCGUAACUCAAAAAUGUUUGCCACUGUUUGUUUCAUGAUACUAAGUUCUGGAAUUAUGGCGGCACGGCAACUUCUCCAGCUUGAUCGCUUUUGGUUCGCUAGCGUCGAUGGUGCAAAUGGCCAUUCUCAUCGGGAGAAUAACACAAAUGGAACGCGAUUGCUACCUUCAAUAAGUUGCCAACGGAACUUACUUUACGAAGUAAAACAGUCCUUCUACGUUGGUCUUGCAGCUAGUGGAAUCAAAAUUCUACUUCCACGAUUGACAACGAUCCCGCGUUCACCGUUAAUACUCAUGCGGCUGUUAAUCACUCGCUUCGACUACAGACUGCUCAGCUUCCUUAUACUUUACAAGGCAAUAUAUAACGGGUGCAAUUGCACAUUGGAUACUUGGAACUAUUCUUUACUACGUUCGACACCAAUCAUGCGCGAUGCGAUAAGCGGGUUUCUGGCAGGCAUAGCAUAUCGUUGCUUCCCUAAUUACUUGCUGUUUACUUUUCCAAUUACUGAACUUGUCGAAUUGAGUUGGAUGGUCUACCUACGCAUAAAGAAUUUUCCCAAACAUUCCAUAUUUUUUUGGAUUGACCGAAAACUACCGGUUGCUAUGCUAUUGUAUACUGUUAGCUUGGGUUUGCUUUGCCACCUGCGUGUUGUCUAUCCCUACCAUACCAAUCACUACUGGCAUAGAUUAAUGGCGAAUGGAACAUGGGGGCGCUCGGAAACACUGGCACGAGGGUACGCUAGCGUUUUAUUGGGUUGA
This is a messenger RNA of Anopheles cruzii, 894 nucleotides long. RefSeq lists its product as uncharacterized. NCBI's taxonomy places the organism in Eukaryota, Metazoa, Arthropoda, Insecta, Diptera, Culicidae. The record is from RefSeq and is a predicted model, not a curated record. Bases 1 to 894 code for a protein of 297 amino acids. The transcript has 2 exons.